GGAGGGGCAGACAAACGGCAGGAGUGAGACCUCUGGGGAGAGGGAAAAGAAGGAGUAAGAGGCUUAGGGGGGUGGGGGGGAUCGCUGCGGUGGGAUAUCAGUGCGCCCCUCACACAGGGACUGCCAGGCCUACGAUACACAGGCGGAGCCCAUGGGCAUACACUAACCAUACAGACAGGGAGGCGGAGACUUUGCGGGAGGUACAUUCACUGACAGCUCCACAGAGCCCGGCACUGAGGGGGGAGAGAAGGACAGGGGCUGUCACACCGGGAAUGGUGCUCCAGCUCUUGGGGAAAGGAACUGAACAAUGCGUCGAGGGGGAUGGCGGAAUCGAGCCAGCGACAAAGAUGGAUGGGGUGUCUGGGGUGGAUACAUGGCAGCUAAAGUGCAGAAAUUAGAUGAGCAGUUUCGAUCAGAUGCUCCAUUGCAACAGCAGAAGGAUGGAACCUCGUCCAAGAUCUUUAAUGGGGUUUCUAUAUAUGUCAAUGGAUAUACUGAUCCUACUGCUGAUCAGCUGCGUCAUCUAAUGAUGCUGCAUGGAGGACAAUACCAUGUUUAUUAUUCUCGAUCUAAAACAACACACAUCAUUGCAACAAACCUCCCAAAUAACAAGAUCAAGGAAUUAAGAGAUGAGAAAGUUGUCCGACCAGAGUGGAUAACAGAAAGCAUAAAAGCUGGCCGCCUACUUUCAUAUGUUCCCUACCAGUUGUAUACAAAGCAGUCCAGUGUUCAAAAAGGCCUAAAUUUUACCUCCAUGUUCAAGAGAGAUGAUCCUUUACCAGGGCCCAGCAAUAUUAGUAGAGAUUUCAGCCAAAGAGAAAACAGUACAACAAAGGAUUUCUUUGCAAGGCCAAGCAGUGUUCCAGAUGGACUGGAAGAAGAUGAGCACAAAAAUGGUGAUUUUGAAAUGUUGGAUUUGGAGCAAAUAUUUUCUGAUCAUAAGCCUAAUGGACUACAGAACCACAUAGACAAUACAGCUGUGUAUAUUAAACACACCCCCAUCUCUAAUGGUGCCUUAAAGCCACUGGAUAGCACAGUGCAAUUAAAUAGCUCUUUUGCAAGGAGACUUGAUUUGUUGCAGUCACAGGAAAAGCCUGAUCAGGACUGUGUUGACAAUACAGACUGCACUGUGGAGCAUUUGCAACCAAACAGCAGACAAACAGAUGUUUUCUGCAAUCCUCAUAGGACUUCAUCCUUACCCUCAUCCUCAUGUUUGCACACAAAUUCGAAAAUUAAUGGUGCUCACCACUCGCUUCCGGGGCCUUCAAGCACAAGCACUACUGCACUCUCCCCUGCCAAGCUGGCCUCUCUACAGCUGCCUAAAACAGCUGACCCCAAUUUUAUUUCAGAUUUUUAUUCUCACUCCAGACUUCAUCAUAUAUCGACGUGGAAGUGUGAGUUCACUGAGUUUGUGCGCGGUCUACAGACUCAAAGUAACAAAGGCUUCCCAGGUCGGGAGAGGUUAAAAAAAUUAAAGCCUGGUAAUAUGCCUCCUUCCACAUUACCGAAGUGCCAGAACUGUAUCAUACACGUAGAUAUGGACUGCUUCUUUGUAUCUGUGGCUAUUCGCAACCGUCCGGACCUCAAAGGAAAACCAGUCGCUGUUACAAGCAACAGAGGUGCUGGAACAACGACAACGCGGGAAGGAGCUAAUCCUCAGCUAGAGUUUCAGUAUUAUCAAAACAGGAUACUAAAGGGAAAAGCUGAGAUUCCUAAUGAACAAGAUCAGCCUACAUCUAUCAGUUCAGAUUCUGCACAACAAAAUGGUCUAGACCUGGAUAUUUCACAUCUAUCCAUGGCAGAAAUCGCAUCUUGCAGUUAUGAAGCAAGGCAAGCUGGAGUGAAAAAUGGAAUGUUCUUUGGAAAAGCUAAACAGUUAUGUCCUGAACUCCAAGCUGUUCCCUAUGAUUUUGACGCAUACAAAGAGGUCGCCAUGACCAUGUACAGAAUUUUAGCGAGCUACACUCAUGAUAUAGAGGCAGUGAGCUGUGAUGAAGCACUUGCUGAUAUUACUGGAAUCCUUACCGAGACAAGACUUACACCUGAUGAAGCAUCAAAUGCUAUUCGCACAGAGGUUAAAGAGAAAACUGGGUGUGCUGCAUCCGUUGGCAUAGGUUCCAAUAUUCUGCUGGCUAGAAUGGCAACACGUCGUGCUAAACCAGAUGGGCAAUAUCAUUUAAAACCAGAGGAAGUGGAUGAUUUUAUUAGAGGUCAACUAGUUAAUAACUUGCCAGGAGUUGGCAGGACUAUAGAGUACAAACUAUCAUGUCUUGGAGUUAAAACCUGUGGUGAUCUCCAAAAUAUUACAAUGGCAAAGCUCCAAAAAGAAUUUGGUCCAAAAACAGGACAAAUGUUGUACCGAUUUUGUCGUGGCCUGGAUGAUCGGCCCAUACGAAAAGAGAAGGAAAGAAAAUCUGUGUCUGCUGAAAUUAACUAUGGCAUCCGCUUUACUCAGACAAGUGAAGCAGAAGCUUUUCUUAUAAAUCUUUCUGAAGAGAUUCAAAGAAGACUUGAAGUUGUAGGUAUGAAAGGCAAGAAAUUAACUCUGAAAAUUAUGGUGAGAAAAGCUGGUGCCCCGAUAGAGCCUGCAAAAUACGGUGGUCAUGGAAUCUGUGACAACGUUGCAAGGACUGUGACCCUUCACCAAGCAACAGCAAGUGCCAAGGUUAUUGGAAAAGAAGCUGUGGAUAUGUUUCAUACAAUGAAACUGAACAUCUCUGAUAUAAGAGGAGUUGGACUCCAAAUGCACCAACUUGUUCCAGUACAUGGACUGUCCAGCUUGGGUUCCACGUUAGUAAAAUCUGGUCCGUUGCCUGGUGGGUCACGUUCACUAAUGGAUAUGUUUCAAGGGCAAAAGAUGAAGAGCAUCUCUGAAGAGCAUGAUGGCAAAAAGGAUAUUGUCGCUGCUGUGGAUUUUGAAAUAGCAUCAGCAUCAGGCACUUGUUCUUCCAUCCCACAUUAUAAUAAAUCCAGCCAAGAACCAAGUACUAGCAAAGCAGCAUUCACUGGCCAAAGGAAUGGGUUUCACUCUCCAGUUAAUGUGAAAUCAGGACUCAAUUUUACCAUUGAAGUUCCAUCCCCUUCACAGGUUGAUCCUUCUGUUUUGGAAGCACUGCCUCCUGACAUAAGAGAACAAGUAGAGCAAACAGUUGGUUUCCGGCAAUGGAGAGCAAUGGAGAGCAAAAAUUACCCAGCACAGGAGGGCAGUAGUGAGCUAAAACAACAACCAGUAGCAACUGUGCUGCUGCAGAUCCCAAAUCUGUCAGAUCAAGGAGAGGAACAAGGCAUUAAUGUCAUUGCUCUCCCAGCCUUUUCACAGGUUGAUCCAGAAGUAUUUGCUGCCUUGCCUGCUGAUCUCCAGGAGGAACUAAGAGCUGCAUACGGCCAAAGGAAUAAAGAGACUGAUAAUAACAUCAACUCAACAUUUGUUUCAAAAAAUCCAUUGCUACAGUUAAGAAAGCCUUUGGAAAAGUCAAAGAAAAGGAGCAGAAAGAAAAAUAAGGGCAGCCCAACCAAAAGGAUUCACAGCCCUUUAAAAACCAUACUCUUUAGCAGUCCCCUCAAAAACGGCUUUUCUGCUGGCAGCCCUCAAAAGUUAAAGGAUGUUCCCCUAAAACAAGAAGCCAAACCUUCUGGGCAGUCUCAGGUUGAACUAGGUCCUUCCACUUCAAAUGAUGCAAAAUUAUUGGCUCAAAACCACAAUUCCUUCAAGUCAAAACCACCUAACCUCGCUGGUGCAGUUGAAUUUAAUGAUGUGAAGACCUUAUUAAGAGAGUGGAUUACCACCAUUUCUGAUCCCAUGGAAGAAGACAUACUGCAGGUAGUUAAAUACUGUACUGAUCUUAUAGAAGAAAAGGACUUGGAGAAACUAGAUUUGGUCAUAAAGUACAUGAAAAGGUUAAUGCAGCAAUCUGUGGAGUCUGUAUGGAACAUGGCAUUUGACUUCAUUCUGGACAAUGUUCAGGUUGUUCUACAACAAAUGUAUGGAAGCACACUGAAAGUUGUUUAGCUUUUGUUUAACAUGAGGCAGAGGGGGCCUGGCGCUCCCUUCUAGCUGUGCCAUAAGUGCUUGUGAGGUAUUUGAAAAGUGCAUGGUAUGCUCAGAGUUCCAUCAUUUUACUUUUCUUUUUAAAGUACAUUUUGUACAUUCUUUUUGUUUGUUUUCAGAAGUGCCAAAUUUGUCAGUAUUGCAUGUAAAUAUUUGUGUUUUAACAUUCUUUUAUUGUAGUAUAGGCUCUCUUUGCAAACUGUUGUUUAUAAAGGUUUUAUGGAUUUUUACAGUGAAGUGUUCACAGUUGUUUAAUAAAGAACUGAAAGUACA
Messenger RNA from Xenopus tropicalis (tropical clawed frog), 4321 nucleotides. It is a transcript of the gene rev1, whose product is annotated as REV1, DNA directed polymerase. Gene Ontology annotation, biological process: DNA metabolic process; somatic diversification of immunoglobulins; DNA repair. The record is from RefSeq and is a predicted model, not a curated record. Bases 308 to 4009 code for a protein of 1233 amino acids. Gene Ontology annotation, molecular function: magnesium ion binding; damaged DNA binding; nucleotidyltransferase activity. NCBI's taxonomy places the organism in Eukaryota, Metazoa, Chordata, Amphibia, Anura, Pipidae. Gene Ontology annotation, cellular component: nuclear lumen; nucleus. The transcript has 23 exons.